AUGUCCUCAAUUGCUGCUCUGGCUACUCGCCGGGCUCUGACCCGCCAGUCUCUCCUCCGCGCUCCCCCGCGCCGCUUCAACUCCUCCAAGGUCGAGGAGGGCAACUUCGACAAGGCCGGCAAGCGUGAUCCCGAGCUCUAUGUCCUUCUCGGUGUCAUGUCUGGUGCUUUCCUGAUUGCCGGAUGGUACUUCGGCCGCAAGCCUACCUCCGUUAACUCUGAGAGCAACGUUCGCAUUGGCGAGAGUGCCAUGCCCUGGCACGGCGAGUCCGCGGAUGGCAAGGUCUACAAGUACCAGUACCACCCCCACGGUGACAAGAGCCAGCCCCUCCGCGCUGCUCCCAGCGCCAUGAACACCGUCAUUGUUCCCAAUGUCACCCUGCCCGAGGACCUCCACGAGAAGUUCAACAAGUACGGCAAGGAGGAGUGGGACUACUGAACGGCUAUUGAUUAGCCAUAAGAAGUGCCUUAAGAAGUCGAAUGGAGCGAACCGCCGUUUCUUGCGGCCGGCUGCUGUACACUAAGACCGGGGAGAGGAGAGGGCUGCGUGAACUUGCCAUUGGUAUAGCAAGAGAUUUGUGCAUAGUAUCCGUAUUCAGAUAAAGAGUCAAUUGGGAAUAGGUCUCUUUCUUGCGUUACA
This is a messenger RNA of Penicillium samsonianum, 639 nucleotides long. RefSeq lists its product as uncharacterized. The transcript has 4 exons. NCBI's taxonomy places the organism in Eukaryota, Fungi, Ascomycota, Eurotiomycetes, Eurotiales, Aspergillaceae. The coding region runs from base 1 to 438 and encodes 145 amino acids. The record is from RefSeq and is a predicted model, not a curated record.